This is a messenger RNA of Polychytrium aggregatum, 681 nucleotides long. RefSeq names its product putative siroheme synthase Met8. The record is from RefSeq and is a predicted model, not a curated record. Gene Ontology annotation, molecular function: protoporphyrin ferrochelatase activity; precorrin-2 dehydrogenase activity. The transcript has a single exon. Lineage: Eukaryota; Fungi; Chytridiomycota; Chytridiomycetes; Polychytriales. Gene Ontology annotation, biological process: siroheme biosynthetic process. The annotation marks the transcript as partial.
AUGGGUUCUAUCGCUCAGCAGUCCCCCGUACCUCGUGGCGGCGCCUCGCUCAUUGUUGCCUGGUCCAUCGCCAGCCGCCACAUCCUGGUUGUCGGCGGAAGCGACGCUGCUGCCUCGCGUGUCUUUUUUGCACUCGAGGCCGACGCCCAGGUCCAUGUGGUCGCCCCCAAGACCUCGCUCUCGCCCGCCCUGAUCGGCCACAUCGACCGUCGAGAGGUUACCUACUACGACCGCGAGUUCGAGCAGCGAGAUCUGCACGACAAGUCCAUGGUCUUUGUUGCCAGCGAGGACGCCUCGCUCGCCAAGCACAUUGCCGCGCUCUGCCGCAUGGGCCGGAUUCCCGUCAACAUUGCCGACCAGCCGGAUCUGUCCGACUUUUGGCUGACGUCGACUUACCGCGACCACGCCCUUCAGAUUGCCGUUUCCACCAAUGGCAACGGCCCCAAGAUUGCCACGCGCCUGCGCAAGCACAUCGCUGCUACCCUGCCCGAAGGCUCCGGCUUGGCUAUCCAGCGUCUGGGUGUCCUUCGCCAGAAGCUCCGUGCCGCCGAUCCCUCUGACAAGUCGGCGUCUCGCCGCUUGGCCUUCAUUAACAAGCUCUCGGAGGCCUGGCCCCUGCAGAAACUCGCCGAGCUCACCAACGGCGAGAUUGACCAGCUCGUCCAGAUCUACCUGGCGGGC